Molecule: messenger RNA, 1499 nt
Organism: Parasteatoda tepidariorum (common house spider)
Lineage: Eukaryota; Metazoa; Arthropoda; Arachnida; Araneae; Theridiidae
Product: neuropeptide Y receptor type 6-like
Biological process (GO): G protein-coupled receptor signaling pathway
Cellular component (GO): membrane
Molecular function (GO): neuropeptide Y receptor activity
Source: RefSeq, a predicted model, not a curated record
AUAACGGACUUAAGUGAAAAACUAAAUGACUUCUACUGUGAUCAUUAGAUGAUCUUCAUAGUACAAUAUUUUCACAGAGGUGUAUUUUAUGUAAUUUAAUUGUUUUUCUUUUAGAAAAGGGACGCAACAUGACUACCUCAUUUUUUCAAGAAGAGCUAAUACCACCAGAUACAAAUAUAUCCUUUCUACCAAGACUGAACUUUAGUUUUGAUGAUGCUGUUAAAGAAGUUGAACGUCACCUCUCAAACGAUAGAAUGUUUAGUCGAGUCACUGAAGUUAUUCUAAUCAUCAUCUAUACUAUAAUCAUCCUUACUGGUAUAUUUUGCAAUGUCGUUAUUGCAGGAAUAAUUAUUAGAAAAACCACCUUUGGCAGAACAAAGUACCCCUUUGUAAUUAAUUUAAAUGUUUCUGAUUUAAUUCUUUGUUUGUUUUGUAUACCAUUUACACUAAUAGCAUUGUUAAGAAGAAAUUGGAUUUUAGGGGAAAAUAUGUGCAAACUUAUCCCUUUCGUACAAGGUGUAACUGUUUUUCUGUCCUCUGCAACUGUAAGCGUGAUUGCUGUUGAUAGACUUAAAAAAGUUUUGAAUGCAUUUCCAUCAGGAAGGAAAAGACAGAGUAAAGAAAUUAUUAUCUCAAUUAUUUCAGUUUGGAUUGUAUCAUUGAUUUUUUCUUGCCCUGUUCUUUACGCACAAACUGUAGAAACUGUUGGAUUGCCAGGCAUUUACAAGUAUGAAAAAUGUAUAGAAAAAUGGCCCUGGAAUAAUGCCAAAGGUAUUUACACAGUUAUAAUAUUAUUGGUCCAAUUUCUCAUUCCAGCUAUUGUUUUAUUUACAGCACAUUUGAAAAUUGAAUCCCAUCUGAACUAUGUCAUGAAUCGAUGCAAUAAAAACACAGCACCAAAGUUUGGGGAAGAUAGAGUCAGAAAGGAAUUACUGAGAAAUCGGAGAGCAACAAUCGUUUUGGUAACUAUAACUUCGGUGUUUGGACUCACUUGGCUUCCUUGGAACAUUUUUAGCCUGAUCGCAGAUUUCUAUCCUAAAUCUAUGUCAGCUAAUAAUUUGUACAUGUCAUUUGUAGUAUGCCACAUGAUAGCUAUGACUUCAGCUACGAGUAAUCCAAUUUUGUAUGGAUGGUUGAAUUCGAACAUUCGAAAAGAAAUCGUGGCUGUUAAAGAUGCCAUUGCAGCUGCACUUUCUGGUCGAAAAUGGAGGAAUCAAACCGAGACAGAAGAAAGAAUGUGUGAUACAAAAUUAUAAGCAUUAUGCUUUUCCUGUAGGGGGAACUACGCAGAAAAAUUAAAUGAAUAUUGCAGCGAUUUAACAAAAUACGUUUUUUUAUCUUAUUGUACAGAUUUUAAUCUUCGUUUUCUCAUGUUAUAAAUACGAAAAAAAGGGAGAAAAAAAAUAGCGCUUAUGUAAUACAAUGUUUAUUAUUUAUUUUUUAAACUAUCCAUAACUUGCUGUACUUCAUGAGUAGAAAAAAAAAUCAUCGAAAUUUGA